AUGCCAGCCGCUCCUAUCGUGCUACCUCGUCCUGGAACGGCCAAGGUCCACGACCUACCGCGGCCCAUCCAGGCACCAUCUGAAGCAGAUUUUGUCGCAACCUUCGGCCAACUGCUGCCACCAGCAUCUUUUCUGCAGACAUCAUAUGGCAGAGCCGCCUAUUACGAGCUGCCAGUCUCGUCUCUAGCACCCACGGAUACCCCAAGUCCGAUCUCUCGUGUGGUUUUCGUGCACGGCGUCCAGACGUCCGCGAUCGGCAUACAGCCAUUGGCAAGCGCGCUAUCUUCGCGUUUUCCACAUGCCCAAUGUGUCCUUGUUGACCUGUGGGGCCAUGGACUGACAGACACUCCGACUGUGCCUUACGAGCCGGCGCUCUUUCAUUCGUUAUUAGAGGCAUUACUGGUACAGCUUGAGUGGAAAGACGCCCACUUUAUUGGCUAUUCCUUUGGCGGGUCGACGACAGCCACGUUCGCAGCUGCACACCCUGAACGGGUUGCAUCUAUGGUUCUGGUGGCACCCGCUGGUCUGGUUCGUUCGAGUCAAUUUGACGACUUGCAAAAUGAAUACUUGCGUGGUGGCGAGGGGUUGGAGGAGCAGGCGCGAGCCUGGAUCUUGGAGUACCUGGAAGGAGGUCAGUUGAUUGUCCCUUCAGAUUGGAAAGAAAGGGUUGGGCAAGGCAAAGUUGUUGCAGAAGCGGUUCGUGACUGGCAGAUGAGGGAGCAUGAAGGACACGCAGCGAGCGUCGUGGCUAUCUUCAGGGAUGGUGGAGUCCUAGAUAAACAUGGUGAGUUUGCCGAAGCAGCCAAAACGGGAAUAAAAAAUCUCAGUAUCCUUGGAGAGCUCGACGGAGUAUGCAGCGUCGAAGAUCUGCACGGGGUUGGAAUGCACAACGUUGUUGUCAUUCCGCAGGUUGGACAUGCAGUUGUGAGAGAAAGGGUGCCAGAGGUCGCUAGUCUGAUCGGGGAUUUCUGGGACAAGCUCGAUUCUUAG
Penicillium canariense is the source of this 990-nucleotide messenger RNA. RefSeq names its product alpha/beta hydrolase. The transcript has a single exon. Lineage: Eukaryota; Fungi; Ascomycota; Eurotiomycetes; Eurotiales; Aspergillaceae. Bases 1 to 990 code for a protein of 329 amino acids. The record is from RefSeq and is a predicted model, not a curated record.